AAGACGGGCCUCGGUGCACGGUUGCAGGGCACAGGAGACAUGUGCGAGGGGCCCUCCCGCAUCUCGGGUCCCAUUCCCCCAGAUCCUUCACUCUGCCCCGACUACUACCGGAGACCCGCUUCGGCCCUAGGACGCCUGGAGGGAAAUGCGCUGAAGCUGGACUUGCUGACGAGCGACCGGGCCACCCCCUCUCCCCGAGGCCCCCACGUUACUCCUGGAGCCCGAGAGAUCCCGGGGCAGGGCCAGCAGGGCGUGGGGAGCGUGCUGCUGCAGUUUGGUGGCAUCUCCUUAGGCCCAGAGGCCUCUCCCAAGAGGAAGGACCCUAAAGAUCAUGAAAAAGAGAACCUGAAGCGGAUCAGGGAGAUCCAGAGGCGCUUUCGUGAGCAGGAGCACAGCCGGGAGCAGGGCCAGCCCAGACCCCUGAAGGCUCUGUGGCGCUCACCCAAGUACGACAAAGUGGAAUCCAGGGUCAAGGCCCGUCUGCAGGAGCCUGGCCCUGCCUCCAGAACAGAGCCUGCCCACUUCCUGCGGGCACACUCCCGUUGUGGCCCUGGGCUCCCACCACCUCGUGCCCCCAGUCCUCAGCCCAUCCCACAAGGUGCCAAUGCCAAGGGGCCAGGCCUUGAUGUGGACUUCAUUAGCCACAAUGCCCGCACUGCCAAGAGGGCCCCUCGGCGGCACUCCCGCUCACUACAGGUCCUGGCACAGGUGUUGGAGCAACAGCGGCAAGCUCAGGAGCACUACAACACCACACAGAAGGGCCAGGUGCCCCAGUAUUUGUUGGAACGCAGGGAUCUAUGGCGCCGGGAGGCUGAGGCCCGCCAAAACAGCCAGCCAGACCCUGCCUUGCCUCCUGGCCAUAGUCGCAUGCCUGAGAGCCAGCGGCUAGAGACACUGAGCAAUCUGCUCCAGAGACAGAACCAGCUCCUGCGUGAGCUAGUGCUCCUGCCAGCCGGGGCAGACUCUCUGAGGGCCCAGGGCCACCGCGCCAAGCUGGACCAGAAGCUGGUAGAGAUCGAAGAGGCUAUCAAGAUCUUUUCCCGUCCCAAAGUCUUUGUGAAGAUAGAUGCCUGAGGCCACCGUGGAUAUCCUAACAAAGGCUUCCUUCUUGAGGCUCAGCCACUGGUUGGGGCAAAGGAUGGAUUUGGGCCCUGUCAGAGUGGG
This is a messenger RNA of Suncus etruscus (white-toothed pygmy shrew), 1164 nucleotides long. It is a transcript of the gene ENKD1, whose product is annotated as enkurin domain containing 1. The transcript is spliced from 7 exons. Bases 40 to 1074 code for a protein of 344 amino acids. Lineage: Eukaryota; Metazoa; Chordata; Mammalia; Eulipotyphla; Soricidae. Gene Ontology annotation, cellular component: cytoplasmic microtubule. The record is from RefSeq and is a predicted model, not a curated record.